CUGCAACUUAAACUGUCAAGAGUGGAAAAUCGGGAAACGGGACGCUUAUUUCGCGCAAGAAGGUGAGAAAAUAAAACACACAACCUGCUGUGCAAAGGUCGCGUACUGCUUUUUCGGGUUUCGGUGCAGAAGCCCCCGGGGGCCAGGGACAUCCUCACACACGCCAGCAACACAACAUGUCGGUACCACCGUUAACCGGUGGCCAGCCAUUUGCUCCUUCGCUAGUGUCACACUUUAACAUUCCCCCGCCGGGUUUUGGUGCACCCAGUGGGGGUGGUGCAGGCGGUCCAGUUGCCCCGGUUGCUGCCGCGGUAGCCCUAGCGGCUGCUGCUGCCGCUGCGGCCAAUGGAUCGAUCGUUGAUCCGGCUGCCGGUGUCACCCCGGGAGCCGGCGGCCCGCUGACCGAAUGGUCGGAACACAAAACACCCGAAGGCCGCACGUACUACUACAACAGUAUCACCAAGCAGAGCUUGUGGGAGAAACCGGACGAGCUGAAAACACCGGCCGAAAAGCAGCUAAGCCAGUGCCCCUGGAAGGAGUACCGUUCGGAUACGGGCAAGCUGUACUACCACAACACGCUCACAAAGGAAUCGCAAUGGGUGGCGCCACCCGAGUAUCUGGAGCUGAAGGAAAAGGUGGCCGCCGAACAGGCAGCUGCCGAGGCGGCCAAAGCUGCCGCACUGAAAACAUCCGCCAUGGCAAGCAGCAUGCUGAUGCAGUCCGUUGUCCUGCCCGUCGUGUCACCGGCCCUUGCCGGUACACCGGCGCCCACCACAUCCAGCACGGUACCGGCAGCCGCUGUAAGUGAUGUGCCGCUCGGACAAGGUACGCUCGCCGGUGUAACACCUGGUUCGGCGGAAAAUUCUUCCUCCGCCCUGGAUCAAGCGAUGGCAGCCACACUGGCUGCCAUAGAAGUCCCGGACGAUCCGAUCGAUAAACGAGACGAUGAAUCGCAGCCGGGCCACACCGACGAUGAACCGGCCAUGGAGUUUAAAGACAAAAAGGAAGCGAUCGAAGCGUUCAAAGAAUUUCUCAAGGAGAAAAACAUUCCCUCGAGCUCGUCCUGGGAGCAGUGCGUGAAGAUCAUCCAGAAGGAUCCGAAGUUUAACGUGUUUAAGAAGCUUAGCGAAAAGAAGCAAGCGUUCAACGCGUACAAAACCCAGAAGCUAAAGGACGAGCGCGAGGAGCAACGGCUAAAGGCGAAAAAAUCGAAGGAAGAGCUGGAAAAGUUCCUCAUGUCGUCAGACAAGAUGAACAGUUCGCUCAAAUUUUAUCGCUGCGACGAAUUGUUUGCCAAUCUGGACGUGUGGAAGUCCGUGCCGGAACAGGACCGGCGGGACAUCUACGAAGAUUGCAUUUUUAAUCUGGCAAAGCGGGAAAAGGAAGAAGCGAGGGUGAUGAAGAAGCGUAAUAUGCGCGUCCUUGGUGAACUGCUCGAAGCGAUGACCUCCGUCAGCUACCAAACGACCUGGUCCGAGGCGCAGGUAAUGCUGCUAGACAAUGCUUCCUUCAAGAACGACGUAAAUCUGCUCGGUAUGGACAAGGAGGAUGCACUGAUCGUGUUCGAGGAGCACAUCCGCGGCCUGGAACGUGAAGAGGACGAAGAGAAGGAACGGGAAAAGAAACGUCUUAAGCGUCAGCAGCGCAAAAAUCGUGAUCAAUUCCUUGCCCUGCUCGAUACACUGCACGAAGAGGGCAAACUCACAUCGAUGUCUCUCUGGGUCGAGCUGUAUCCGCUCAUAUCGGCCGAUCUGCGCUUUUCCGCGAUGCUCGGACAGCCCGGCUCGACACCGCUCGAUUUAUUUAAAUUUUACGUAGAAAAUCUGAAAGCCCGUUUCCACGACGAGAAGAAGAUCAUUAAAGAGAUCCUGAAGGAGAAAGAAUUUAUCGUCGUACGGACGACCACCUUCGAGGACUUUGCCACGGUGGUGUGCGAAGACAAACGAUCGGCCACGCUUGAUGCAGGGAACGUAAAGCUUACCUACAACUCACUGCUCGAGAAAGCGGUAGCGGCGGAAAAGGAACGACUGAAGGAGGAAACGCGUCGCAUCCGGAAGAUGGAGAACGAGCUGAAGGGUGUGUGGAUCGAGGCGGGACUAACGAUGGUGGAUAGUUGGGAGACGGCCCAGAAGCUCGUGAUCGAUCGCGAGGUGUACGAGCUGUACGAGAAGGAGGAUAAGGUCGAACGGUUGUGGGAGGACUUUGUGAAGGAAACGGAGGACUCAUGCAGCCAUCACCAUUCGCGGUCGAAAAAGUCGAAAAAGAGCCGAAAGCACAAGAAGAAAUCUCGAUCUUCAUCGAAAUCGCUAUCAGAAGCAUCAGAGGUGGAGUACGAAAAGCCAUCGUCCAAGAAGAAGCGACGAUCACGCUCCCGAACACCCCUGACGGCAAGUGAUCUAUCGGAAAGUGAGCACGAACUGCACGAAGAACCGUUACACCAUCAUAACGAUCAUCACGGCACCGAACGGUUGGACCGGAAGCGGAAAAAGAAGAAAAAGCAUCACCGCAAACCAUCCCGCUCACCCUCGUACGAAGAAGUGAUAGUGAUGGAGAAAAAUGGCGGUGGUGGUGGUGCGUCGCGGUCCCGAUCACCCUCACCGGAGAUUGAGAAGAAAAAGAAAAAGAAGGACAAAAAGAAAAAGGACAAACGCCGUACGUCUCGAUCGAUUAGCCGGGCUAGUAGCGGCGGUGGCCGUAUCCGCAGUCCACUGGACGAUGGUCGUCGAAGUAGUCGAUCGCCCAAAAUGGCGGACGAUGCGGCAUUGAGCGAAUCGGAGCUAGAAUCGCAACGAGCAGCACUGUUGGCGCAACUUAACGAACAGAUGGAUGAGUAG
Molecule: messenger RNA, 2834 nt
Organism: Anopheles maculipalpis
Lineage: Eukaryota; Metazoa; Arthropoda; Insecta; Diptera; Culicidae
Gene: Prp40
Product: pre-mRNA-processing factor 40 homolog A
Exons: 3
Coding region: 177-2834 (885 amino acids)
Biological process (GO): mRNA cis splicing, via spliceosome
Cellular component (GO): U1 snRNP; U2-type prespliceosome
Molecular function (GO): protein binding; RNA binding
Source: RefSeq, a predicted model, not a curated record